AUGCAUAUUUAUCUAGUGCCUCUCGUGGGUAUAGUUCUCACAACAGCUGUACCCAUAGCUGUUGCAAAUCUCUCCUUAGACUUCAAGGUUACCAAGGUAAGUUCUGCAAAUUGUGUUGUGGCCAAUACGACCUAUGCUCAUGGGGAAACGUUCAAAUUGGACUGUAGAACGCAAUGCGUUUGCGAGAACGGUAGACAUGCCUGCUCAUCGUUGUGUCCGAAAGAACAGCUUCCAGCUCCCGAGGACACCAUAUCAUGCAGAUCUCCGCGACUAGUGGAAGUGCCGGGGCACUGUUGUAAAAUGUGGCUCUGCGAGAAUCCCUCAGCCGAUGUGUAUGCCACGUGCCACAAUUCAUCAACCAGUCCGUGGACAUCAUGUAGCCGGUCGUGUGGUUUAGGAAUAUCCACGCGAUUUACGGCCACCGCAGCUGGAUGCAAUCAAUUGAUCAAUUUACGGCUGUGUGAAAAUCGAAAAUGUAGUAGCAUUUCGAGAAACGGCUAUCACGGUGUGUCGUCUGAAGCGGUCGAUUAUUUGGCAACCAAAACUCAGAAGACAGUAAGGGAAAAACCCCAGAGCACAAGUCAUCAGCACUUUAACAAACGAUUUCGAUUUUUUGCCAUAACUUACACCUUACAGAAAAAUCGGGAUUGCCAACACGUGCAAUACUUGGGACCGGCUCGAAUACGUUUGGGAGAAUGCGUUUCAAGAAAAUUGUAUCGUCCCAAGGUUUGUGGGCGCUGUUUUAACCAGAGAAAAUGCUGCAUACCAUCCAUAUCAACAACAAUACAGGUAGAAAUGCUGUGUCCUUUGAAUGCUGCUGAUCCUGUUAGUAUUGUCCAGCAACAAGAAGAUCAAAUACUUGCUUUUGGUAGGACAGCGCCAACUCUGGCAUCACUGUGGGACACCAAUUCGUUGGAUGGCAUCGAUCAGGAAUUUUAUCAAUCGCACCAAAUGCAUAUCCAAAAUAAGUUCAUUGCUAUCGAAUGGAUACUAAAGUGUGAAUGCUCCGAAAAUGUAAGUAAACAAUUCCAAGACAAGAUAAAACAUGUGUAUAUACUGCCUGUAUACGAGAUAUCCUGUAUACGCAUUAAUUACAGAAUAUACACUUGCCAGAAUAAAUACAACGUUCAAUAA
Musca vetustissima is the source of this 1134-nucleotide messenger RNA. It is a transcript of the gene Ccn, whose product is annotated as CCN family member 2. Gene Ontology annotation, molecular function: integrin binding; heparin binding. Bases 1 to 1134 code for a protein of 377 amino acids. Gene Ontology annotation, biological process: cell adhesion; signal transduction. Gene Ontology annotation, cellular component: extracellular matrix. The record is from RefSeq and is a predicted model, not a curated record. NCBI's taxonomy places the organism in Eukaryota, Metazoa, Arthropoda, Insecta, Diptera, Muscidae. The transcript has 6 exons.